GGCUCCUUCCAUAUCGAGUGUUAAUUGCCAAUGGUUGUCGGUCUCAUUUGGUACUGUUUCCAGCGAGGACAAGCAGUUGAUUGAAAGAGAUGAAUUUCCGAUGUGUCCAGUGUGGAUAUCAUAUUAAAAUCCUAUACGUGCAAUAUUCACCAGGAAAUAUUCGCCUAAUGAAAUGUAAAAAUUGCAGAGCAGUUGCAGACGAGUACAUUGAAUGUGAGAUCAUGAUUCUUCUAAUCGAUUUGAUUCUUCACAAGGCAAAGGCAUAUAGACAUCUGUUCUACAACAUGUUUGAUCGGGAAGCUAUGAACUUUGAGGGACUGAUAUGGAAGUCGACUUUUGGGUUUCUUCUCUUGGAUGCUUACAGAAUCUCCAUUCUAAGUACAAAUGAAGAGGGUUGGGGUUCAGAUCCAAGCUUAGCUUCAUUGAGCUGGGGAUGUGGAAAGAUAUUGCUAGACACCUUUCUUGGAAAUCUUUCGUUUAUCGGUAUAUUACUUCUUGGAACAAGAUCUUUGUUGAAUAUGCCUGUUGAAGUCUCCGGGUACAAAAACAUAUUGCUCGCCAUACUUGCCUCAAGCUACUUGAAAAUGUUUCUUAUUGCAAUGAUGGUGUGGGAAUUUCCUUCUUCGGUGAUUUUCAUAAUUGAUAUAUUUGUCUUGUCAUCCAACACGUUGGCUUUAAAAGUGAUGAGCGAGGAGUCAGCGAUGGCUAAAUGCUUUGGUGUUUGCUUCUGUGCACAUGUUGUUAAGUUCCUCAUCAGCUUAGCACUCAACAUUCACCUUCCAAAACUAAUCACGAGAAUGCUCACGCUCUAAAUCAUCCGAGAUAACAGGUUCACACGACCGACUCCGAGAAUAUAUAUAUAUAUAUAUAUAUAUAUAUAUUCAUGGAUACAGGGGUGUGUGUCUCUGUAUGUGUGUGUGUAUGUUGUACAUUUUUCUUUUUGUUAUUUUCAUCUAGUCUUGUUUCAUAGCAGCAGUUGUUUAUUUGUGCACAUUGGAAACAGCUUCCUUUUUUAUGUUUGGAAAUCUUAGUGCGCAUUUAUUUUACUA
Molecule: messenger RNA, 1049 nt
Organism: Cynara cardunculus var. scolymus (artichoke)
Lineage: Eukaryota; Viridiplantae; Streptophyta; Magnoliopsida; Asterales; Asteraceae
Product: protein arv1 homolog
Exons: 10
Coding region: 90-812 (240 amino acids)
Biological process (GO): sterol metabolic process; regulation of plasma membrane sterol distribution; intracellular sterol transport
Cellular component (GO): cortical endoplasmic reticulum; Golgi apparatus
Source: RefSeq, a predicted model, not a curated record